AUGCCUAAAUGUCUUAUCCAUGCUGUGAGAGACUACCGGACAGGUCGAUGGUUUGGAGGUUCAGAACGUGAUCCUAACGUCAUGACGACACGUUCCGGCUUGGCAAUAAAGAAGGUACCGUUCCGUAACAAAAAUAAAGCAUCCGGUACUCACUCUCCACAGAAAGAGGUCAAGACCAAUCCAAGAAACGCACAGAAGAAGAAAAAAUACCCCAUUGUCAAGUACAAGUCUAUGAGUUACAUGUCAUUCGUUACAAGGUUCCAAAUAAGUUUACGCGUGCCACAUCUGGAGUUGGCUGGUGUGAACCCCAGGGAGACAUUGGAAUGUUUUGGGGAAUAUCCAUGUGAGAAUCGGUCCGACCUGCCGAGUGACUACAGCACCGAAUCGAGCGAUGAAUGGGAAACUGACGAUGAAUACGAAAAUGAUGACGUUUUCUUGGGAACAUGCCAGGAAGAGGUCGAUUUCGGGAUACUCGAUGAUGAUGUCAUGUCAGAUGAUUCACAACUAGACCCAAUAGUUGACUUUGAUUCUGAUCCAAAGCUUGAUGUUUUACAGCGAAAACAACACCGACAUUACGACAAGAACGACAACUCAUAUCUCAACGACUCUGAUUCCAAUGAAAGUGUGCAGAAUUUUGCCGAUUUAUGUAUGACAGACGACUGUGAUUCGUCGCAACCAGAAAGUAAUGACGGGAUGACGGAGUAUGCGCGAAACUUGUUGGAGUCCGGUCGACACCGGAGAGUCAUGCUUGACGUCCAGCCUGGGGAGACAUAUGAUAAGUCGUCAGCUCUGCAUUGUGACGAUUGCAACAAAACGUUCGCGUCACUCUCCGCCUUUACUGCCCACUUGCGAUCUCAUCAUAUGAAACAGAAGAACAAAUGCGAUAUAUGCGGGAAAAUAUUCACACGGUCAUGGCUCCUUAAGGGUCAUACUAGAACCCAUACUGGCGAACGACCUUUUACGUGUCCCAGUGUUGGCUGCGACAAAGCAUUCGCUGAUAAAAGUAAUCUGCGUUCUCAUAUGCUAAUUCACUCCGUGAAGUGCAAGAACUUUUCCUGCGAGCGAUGUGGGAGAGCUUUCGCACAAAAACGGUAUCUGCACAAACAUAUGCUAGAAGUUUGCAGACUCUUGUGA
Messenger RNA from Ylistrum balloti, 1134 nucleotides. Its product is annotated as zinc finger protein 892-like. Bases 1 to 1134 code for a protein of 377 amino acids. The record is from RefSeq and is a predicted model, not a curated record. The transcript is spliced from 2 exons. Lineage: Eukaryota; Metazoa; Mollusca; Bivalvia; Pectinida; Pectinidae.